Beta vulgaris subsp. vulgaris (sugar beet) is the source of this 3552-nucleotide messenger RNA. Its product is annotated as probable disease resistance protein At4g27220. The coding region runs from base 317 to 3325 and encodes 1002 amino acids. The transcript is spliced from 5 exons. The record is from RefSeq and is a predicted model, not a curated record. Lineage: Eukaryota; Viridiplantae; Streptophyta; Magnoliopsida; Caryophyllales; Amaranthaceae. Gene Ontology annotation, molecular function: ADP binding; protein binding.
ACCAAAUUAUAAUAAUAAAAUAAAGACUUCAAUGUCUCAAGGAAGUAUAAAUAACCUUCUCCGGUUGCGUAGCACCCAGUGCAAGUUCUUGCCAUCUAUCUCGGCUCAGACGGUCAGUAUAAUUUCAGUGAGGUUCUUAGUUCAUCAGCUUCUCCAGGAGAUUUUUUCCCCCAUUUGCGCGAAGGCGAGAAAAAUUAUGCUCAAAUCAACUCGAGUUUUCCGUUGUAUAUCUCGUGGAGGAAAAUGUGCUGAAGACUUGAAACUGGCUUGUUAUAAUCUUAAAAUCUCAAAUCUAUAGCUCCACAAAAGGGAAGAAAUGCCAUUACUAUUAGGUUUAACAAAAAUAUGUGCUCCGGUAAUGAACGGAAUCAUCGCUCCUUGCAUUGGGGAAGCAUGUGCUCCUUACACCUAUGCAUUACAACUACAGAAACUGAACCAGUUGACAGAGAAACUGACAGCAGCAAAAUCUAAGCUAGCUGAGUUAGUUGGAGAAACAGAUGGGACUGCAGUUCCGAAUAAUGACGCGAUAGAAUGGAGGAAGGAAGCGGAAGUCACCCUGGAAGAGGUAGAUCAAAAUAUAAAGCGCCUAGAAAGAGACAUGGAAGCAACUUGUGCAUGCUGCUUGCCUAACUGUCGUAGGCGUCGGGCUGCAAAGAAGGCGAUUCAAGGAGAACUCGAAAAGGUUGACAAGCUGAUGCGAAAAUAUAUGCCGCUGGUGAAAGGAUAUGAGUGGUCUAGAGAUGAUAUUGUUCUUAAUACAAGAAAGGAUGAUAUAGAAAUGAUAUGGAAGUUUAUAAGCGAAAGGGAUGAUAUCAAAGUCAUAUGCAUUCAUGGAAUUGCAUAUGUAGGCAAGACAGAGGUUGCAAAAGCUGUUUGCAAUAAAGCUUUGCAGGAUAAGCAUGAAAAAUUUGGCUAUGUUGUAUGGGUGGAUGCUAGCUACAAUAUGAUACUCAAGAGUCUCCAAGAAAAGAUCAUGAAGACUUUCAAAAUUGAGAUUGCUGACACGGAUGAUGAUAAAGAUAGAGCUAUAAAGAUCCGCAAUGAGUUUGUUCGGAGGAAAAAAUGUUUGGUGAUUGUUGAUUCCUUAUGGGAGAAUUUCAGCCUUGAAGAUAUUGGAAUCCCGGAGAAAGAAGAGGGAGUACUUUGCAAGGUUAUAUUAACUUCUAGAUCAAAAUUUAUGUGUGGUAGGAUCCCAAAAGACGAAUAUAUUGAAAUCAAACCUCUUUCAGAAGGAUGGAAUUUUUUCCAAGGAACUCUUAAAUAUGACCUUUCUAGUUUAGACGACGAGGUAAAGAAUUUGGUGAUGAAAGCAGUGGAAGCUUGUGCAGGAUUACCAGGAGAAAUCAUCGUGCUGGGACAUCUUAUAAGAGAACUGCAUGGUCAGAGCUCGAAUGAGAUGGUUUCCGCACUUGAGAAAAUAUUGAGUAGCCGAACAACAUCUGAACCUUCAACUAAUACUUAUAGGUUACGAGUUCUGAAACACAGCUACAAGAAGCUAGGAGAAACUGCACAGCUGUGCUUUCUAUAUUGUGCCUUAUAUCCAAAAGGUUUACCAAUUGAAGCAGACCAAUUGAUAGAUAACUGGAUUUGGGAUGGACUGCUAGAGAGGUUUAUCGGAACAUUACAAGAGAAGAGGAAGCAUGGGAGGACUGUGUUGACGACACUUAAAAGUGCGCGUCUUCUAGAGAAAGCAGACUCAGAUGGCGGUACCAGAGAGGCAGUCAAGAUGCUUGGCUUAUUUCAUGAUAUGGCAGUAUACAUUCUGUUUAAACGAGACUUGGGGGUGUUUAUCAAUGCAGGAAAUGAUGUCAUAGAUUUUCCAGCAACGGAUGGUCUUAAUGAUAAGAUACAAAAAGCCUCUUUGAUGUAUAAUAAACUCAGAGUACUGAAAAAUCAACCAAAUUGUCCAGCAUUGUCCACAUUGCUACUCCAGAAUAACCCACUUAAUUUCUGUUCUGAUAGCUUUUUCACCAAAAUCCCAAAUCUUAAACUACUAGAUAUGUCAGACACCAAUAUUUCCGACCUCCCAUCAUCAAUAUGUAACUUGAAAUUCCUUCGAGUUCUUCGUUUACGCAACUGCCAUAAUAUGAGAUUCCUACCUCGCUUGUCCAACCUUGAGGAGCUCAUUGUACUAGACCUUUUCGGAACACCUCUAAAAGAACUUCCCUUAGGGAUGGAAAAAAUGAAAAAACUGAAACGUCUCGACCUUUCUUACACCAAGUUAGCCAAAUUCCAGGCUGGUUUAGUAAGUGCACUAGACAGUUUGGAAGAGUUGUUACUCAUAAUAAAUGAUGCUGAGGCUUACAGUUGGAGAUCGAAACAAACAAGGUCAAGCGCAAAAGAAGCCUAUAUUGAGGAGCUCGCUUGCUUAGACGGCUUAAGGAUUCUGCAAGUAAACUUCUUUAACCAGGAGACAUACAAAGAAUAUGUCAAAGCCAUUCCAAAUGCAAUGCCACCACCUCGUUUCAAGUUCUGUGUAGGCGGCUUCAACACUAACGGAAACUUGGGUGAAAACAGCAUAGCAUUCAUCGACGGGUACCCUGUUGAUCAGCAACUCCCAGAAGGAACCAUGGAGCUAUAUUUGAGUAUGUGCAGGAGCAACUUAAGUCCAAACAACACAUUGGAGAACUCAGGCAUCAAGUUUCAGAACUUAAAAGUCCUCAGUCUGUUUGAUUGUUGCGGCUUAACCUAUCUAUUCUCCUUCGAGAUGUUGCAGUGUCUUCAAAACCUUGAGAAGAUAUAUGUCAGGCAAUGUUGGUCAAUUGUGGGGAUAAUUAAGCCAGCUGAGAAGUCAAAUACUGAUAACCCACAUGCAGUACCCUCAUGCCGUCUUUUAAAAAUACAAGAAUUAGUCUUGAUUAAUUUGCCAAAGCUGAAGAGCAUAUGUCCAGAUCAACAAGAGCUCGACUGGCCUGCCUUUCGUAGGUUCUCUGUGUGGAACUGUAAGAAGCUCAAGACCUUGCCGUUGGUGGUUAGUAAAGCGACUACGAUGAUUAAACUUAGAGGGAGGUCUUUCAAGUUGGAUGACUCACAUAAUUUUGAACGUGAAGAAGCAGAUAUGCCUGAAAACAUAGUUUCUUUUGUGAGCAUGGAGAAACCAGAAUUGUCUCCACAACCGAUGGUAGAAGAUGAAGAAGAUCAAGCAAGAUUUUUCAGGAGAAAGGCAACAGAAAAAUCUCGAACUGCAGCUAUUUUGUCAGAAAAUGAUGGAAAUGCAACCCCUCCUAGUCCUCAGAGCCCUGGCUACAUUGUACGCCGCUUGGAUUCAGCCUCCACUUUGCUCAGGGUCUUGCAGAAACGCAUCGGGGUGGUGUUUAUUAAUUAACCAAUCGGGACUCAGAAGUGAUGGCAUCAGUCGAGGAAUAUGUGCAAGUUCACAAGCAGCAACACCAGCAAAUACGUUUCAUCAACUGUGUAGUUCGCUAAUCAAGUCUAUGAGGGAUUCAUGCAAAUUAGCUGAUUGUUUGUAUCAGUGUUUAUGUCGCUAAGUAAAUGACCUGCUAAUAUUACUAUUCCUUUAUCGGAAAUUAUAUUGUAUGAACCUUCUGUUGA